AUGGUGUUACAAGGCAUUCGAAAGAUACAUUGGGGCACUGCGACCGAUGUCUGGUCUUUUGGCAAUGCGAUCCUGAGCCUCCCUUACGGUGGUGAUUACCAUCUUUUCAACCCUGCAAUCGAGGGACUCGCUCCAGACGAGGAUGAUUAUUUCUUUACUGUGCUCAAGCGCAUGUACAAGUUCUUUGGGCCAUUUCCUCCAUCGUACAGCGCCAAUCCAGACACGAUGAUAAUCAUGAAUUUCUUCAAUAACUCUGGGGCGCCUGAGAAGCCUUUUCACUUGGUCACGACCACAGAGAUACCGGCUGCAGAGAAGGAAUUCAUUCUCAAAGUCAUGAAGCUGGACCCGAGGGAAAGGCCGACGGUGGAGGAGCUACUAGACGAUGAACUGUUCACGGAAAGCAAUGGCGAGUACACCGAACGCAUCGCCUCUUACUGGUGCAACAGCGCAAAAGUGCAUCCAGCAUGUAUUUUGCGGCCACGCUCCGCCCUCGAGGUCGCAGCCGCCGUAAAGGCCCUCGCCGUCGCAGACCAGCUUUUUGCCGUCCGCGCUGGAGGCCACGGCAACGCCGCCAACAACAACAUUAACGGCGGAGUGACUAUCGAUCUGGGCCUGCUCAACACCACUGAGUAUGAUGUUGACGCGGAAACGGCAAGUAUCGGCCCUGCUGCCAACUGGAAGUACGUCUAUGAGGAGCUUGAGAAGCACGGGCGCGUUGUGGCUGGCGCCCGCGUGGCUGAUGUCGGUGUCGGGGGGUUCCUGCUUGGUGGCGGCAACACUUUCUACACUGGACGUCAUGGUUUCGCCUGCGAUAAUGUUGUGGCUUAUGAGGUGGUCUUGGCUGACGGGAGUAUCAUCACCGCCGACGCCGGGGGCCCACACGCCGACCUAUUCCGCGUGCUCAGAGGCGGCGGCAACAACUUCGGCAUUGUCACUCGCUUCACCAUGUCCACCCUGCCGAGUGGUCCCAUUUGGGGAGGGUUUGCGGUGCGGCCCCUGAGCGUCUUGCCAGCUGCGGCCGAGGCUAUAGUUGAUUUCACUGCCAAUUCCCCGAGUGACCCUGACAGCACCCUCAACUUCACAAUGGCUCAUAUGCCUCGUCUUGGAGGCGGCGCUGUGGUAACUAUCUGUACUAACGUGGCUAGGGUGGAGGACCCUGCUGCGUUCGCACAAUUCCAGAAGAUGUCUGAGGUGGUCAACAAUCUGAAAAUGACAGCUCUGCAAGAGAUCCUUGUCUACGCCUCUCUUCCACCCAACUACUAUAAUGUUUGGUACACGUUGUGCAUUAAGAAUGAUGCUUCUAUCAUUAAAAAGGCAAGCGAGCUCUAUACCCAACUAGCAACUGAGGUAGGAGACAAGAUUUUGGAUGGAGACUUCACGACACACUGCUCCUUCCAGCCGAUGCCAAGGAUGAUCGCCCAGCAUUCGGCAGCUGCCGGCGGUAACAUGUUCAACCUCGACAAGUAUGCACAUGACGCUAUUUUGAUCCAGGUGAACGCCAGUGUGCGCACUCAGGAAUUGGCAACGUGGGCUCAGCCACGCGUCCGUGCCUUCGUCGCUGAUCUGCGCGGUUAUGCGGAGACCGUUGAGAGUGGAGUCUGUCCAUGGCUAUACAUCAAUUAUGCGCAUCCAGAACAGGAAGUGCUUCAGUGUUAUGGCGAGGAGAAUCUGCGCAAGAUGAGGGAAGCGGCCGCCAAGUAUGAUCCCAAAGGAGUCUUUCAGCGACUUUGCCCGGGAGGUUUCAAGUUGUUCACAGUGAAGGACGAGGGCAUAUAG
This is a messenger RNA of Diaporthe amygdali, 1776 nucleotides long. RefSeq lists its product as uncharacterized. Gene Ontology annotation, biological process: protein phosphorylation. Lineage: Eukaryota; Fungi; Ascomycota; Sordariomycetes; Diaporthales; Diaporthaceae. The record is from RefSeq and is a predicted model, not a curated record. Gene Ontology annotation, molecular function: ATP binding; protein kinase activity; FAD binding. The coding region runs from base 1 to 1776 and encodes 591 amino acids. The transcript is spliced from 5 exons.